Messenger RNA from Pistacia vera, 2265 nucleotides. RefSeq lists its product as uncharacterized. Gene Ontology annotation, biological process: protein phosphorylation. The coding region runs from base 140 to 2026 and encodes 628 amino acids. NCBI's taxonomy places the organism in Eukaryota, Viridiplantae, Streptophyta, Magnoliopsida, Sapindales, Anacardiaceae. Gene Ontology annotation, molecular function: ATP binding; protein kinase activity. The transcript has 5 exons. The record is from RefSeq and is a predicted model, not a curated record.
CUUCUUUAUCUCAUUCCUCGUCUCGGUGAUUAUUUGUCGUUUUCUCCGAAACAAAAUCAAUAAUAAUAACAGACUUCGUUCUAGGGUUCACUUCGAAUUUGGAAACUUCACUUGGAAAUUCUUCUCUCAAUCGUGGAAGAUGGCUGAACAGAUUGGAAUAACCAAGCCAGCAGCUUCAUUUGAGUAUGAACUUUUAGAAGGGGAUCCUGAUCACGUUAGAACUGUUGUAGCUACUCCUUCUCAGGCUAAGCCUUGGUUUGAGCCUGAUUCGGUGAAACUUAAGCAUAGGAUUGGAAGAGGUCCCUUUGGUGAUGUUUGGUUGGCGACUCAUCAUCAGUCAGCUGAUGAUUUUGAUGAGUAUCAUGAAGUGGCUGUAAAGAUGUUGCAUCCACUGAAGGAAGACUGUACAAAAACUUUUAUUGAUAAAUUCGGGGAGUUGUUUCUGAAGUUUAGAGAACUUCCAGGUGUUUGUUGGUUGCAUGGUAUUUCAGUCAUAAAUGGAAAGGUUUGCAUUGCCAUGAAAUUUUAUGAGGGAUCUGUUGGUGAUCGAAUAGCUCAACUGAAAGGAGGCAAGCUUCCAUUGCCUGACAUCUUAAGGUAUGGGAUCCAGUUGUCAAAAGGAAUCUUGGGGUUGCACUCUAUUGGACUGCUGGUUUUGAAUUUGAAGCCUUCAAAUUUCUUGCUUAAUGAAAAUGACCAACUCAUCCUGGGAGAUCUUGGGUUGCCAUAUCUACUUCUUGGAUUUCCAUUGUCUGAUUCUGAUGUGGCUCUCAGACUUGGAACCCCAAACUACAUGGCCCCAGAACAGUGGGAACCAGAAGUGAGGGGUCCUAUAACUUUGGAGACGGAUUCUUGGGGUUUUGGAUGUAGCAUAGUGGAGAUGUUGACUGGUGUCCAGCCCUGGUUUGGGAAAUCAAUUGACGAAAUAUAUCAUUCGGUAGUUAUUAAGCAAGAAAAACCAUAUAUUCCAAGUGGCCUGCCCCCUGCCGUGGAGAAUGUUCUUAAGGGUUGCUUUGAGUAUGAUCUCCGUAAUCGUCCUCUAAUGGCAGAUAUCUUGCAUGUCUUUGAAAGCUCGCAGAAUGCUGUUUACAGUGAUGGAGAAUGGAGUGGUAUAGGAAGCAGAGUACUUAUGGAAAAACCGGGUGUUAAAGGCUAUACUUCUUGGUAUCUUUUGAAGGAUCAUCUCCAAGUGGGUGACUCAGUCCGUUCAAGAAAGCCGCUCAAUGGACGUAGGCCUCAGAGAAUGGAUGUUCCUGAGGGAACUGUGGUUGGUCUGGAUACUGAUACAGAGAGGAGUGGUUUUGUUCUGGUUAAAAUCCCUUCAAUGCACAAUCCUCUAAAAGUGCAGGAGUCGACUCUCGAGAGGGUUUCAUCUGGCUUUGCUGUGGGGGAUUGGGUGCAGUUAAAGGAUGAAAACAACAAGCAUUCUACUGUUGGAAUUCUGCACUCUGUGCAACGUGAUGGAAGAGUCGCAGCUGGAUUCAUAGGGUUGGAGACUCUUUGGACGGGAAAUGCUUCUGAGAUUCAAAUGGCCAAGGCUUAUUAUGUGGGGCAAUUUGUGAGGCUCAAAGCAAAUGUGUUCACUCCCAGGUUUGAAUGGCCUCUUAAGAGUGAAGGAGAAUGGGCCACUGGGAGGAUCUCGCAAGUACUUCCAAAUGGUUGUCUCAUUGUAGGAUUCCCAGGAAGGUUUGUGUUUGGACAGGAAUCGAACAACUCCCUGGCAGAUCCUGCAGAAGUGGAACUGGUGUCUUUUGAAACUUGUCCGGGCAUGGUGGAGAAGUAUCAACAUAUUGAAGAUUACCACUGGUCUGUGAGGCCACUUGCGAUUGCGCUGAGUUUAUUCACAGCCAUGAAGUUUGGCUUGUUUGUUGGACGAAGUGUCAGUUCAAAACUGAAAAAGCGUAGGAGUUCCACCAGAGGCGACAGCCAGGAUGGCCCUGCCGGCAGCAAUGCAGCUUGGCUUCCAUCACCGGUUGCAAACAUCAUUUUCAGAGAAGGAAACCCUCCCACUGCUGCUGCUAGGUAAAUUCAAUUUGGGUAAGUUUGAUAAAUUUGAUGUGAAGUACACUAUGAUCUCUGGGUGUUUUCACAUUCAUAAUUGGGAUGAUAUCAUAAGGUCACAUGGAUGAAGUUAUUCGCUGCUGUUAAAGCAGAAAAAACAUAUUUUGCCAUUGAUCAUGAGACAACGAUGUACAUAUGUAUAUAAAAGAUUUUAAAUAUCAAUAAUAUUAGAUAUCCUAAAAGUUAUCUAGAAUUUCUUAUCUU